Naumovozyma dairenensis CBS 421 is the source of this 2271-nucleotide messenger RNA. It is a transcript of the gene YTA6, whose product is annotated as putative AAA family ATPase YTA6. The coding region runs from base 1 to 2271 and encodes 756 amino acids. NCBI's taxonomy places the organism in Eukaryota, Fungi, Ascomycota, Saccharomycetes, Saccharomycetales, Saccharomycetaceae. The record is from RefSeq and is a predicted model, not a curated record. The transcript has a single exon. Gene Ontology annotation, molecular function: ATP hydrolysis activity; ATP binding.
AUGCCUCAUGACAAGUUUGAAAUACCAGGUAAUUUAACUCUUAUCCAGGCAAUCGAACUAUUAUACAAUAUCAUCAAAAGCCAAUACGGCAAUUUGAAGCAUCCCACCAAUCCAAGGGCCGAUCCCCCUUUGGCUGAACGUUACAAAUCAUUGAAUCAUUUACUGAAUUAUUUGCAUGAUGCUAUUAAGAAGAUUGAAAGACAUUAUGGAUUAGGAAAGCACUAUUUUUGGAAUGUACCAGAAUAUUAUCCAGAGUACAAAGUACAGAUGGACGAUCUUAAAAUUUUGAGGCAAGAUAUCAUUACUGAGGAAAAUGAAGUCCAAGAAGAGAUAAUAUCAAACAAUGCUGAUAAGAAGACCCCUACUACAUUGGAGUAUGGUAAUAAUAUAUUGAAAUUGUCCCAGCUUUGGAGAAACAACUCUAAAAAAGAGAAAAAGAAGGCUAUGGAAACUAAGAUGAUCGAGGAAGAGGUUGCGCAAAUUAAAGAAGCAAGGCGAUUAGAAGAAGAAAGAAAGAUCAGAGAGAACAAGCUCCAACAAGAACGAAUAGAAAUCCAGAAUAAAAAAAUGUUGGAGCUGAAGAUCAAAGACCAAGUCGAAACGGAAGUCAAUGCGAAGUUGGAACAAGAAGAAAGAAGGCGGAAGAAAAUGGAAUGUGAAUUAGAACGUAGGAGGAAACAACAAUUAGCUAAACAAAAAGAGAAACAAGUUAUUGUUGAAGGAUCUGAAGCAUAUCGUAGUAGUCGUUCGAAGAGUCCAAGCCCGCCAAUACGGACCAAAACGUUAGGUAGAAGAAGUGUAGACGUCAAGAGACGGUCUCAUGAGUUAACAAUGAGCAAUUCAGAAUCACUAAGGAGAAGGUCAUUUGAUAUUAAGACAAAUCCAAACAUUUCAGGAAAAAAAGAUCCAAUACUAUCACAGGAAAGGAAUAAUGAUAUUGGAAUAGCGGCUAUAGUUGCAUGGCAAAAACAUGCUCAACUAGAAGUUCCGAAGAAGACGUUACCAUCUAUCAGCCUUCAGAAUAAUAAUCGUAAACAAUCAACAAAAGCGGUAAGUCCAGGAACCCAUAACAGGCCUCGACACAGUAAACCAAGCAUGGCGAAAAUGCAUGGGACGAAUACCCAAACUAAAAACCUAGGUUCUAAAGAUGCAAGGAUAAACAACGCAGAUAUAGAACGUUCUGGUAUUAAAACGACUGUUAAUAGACGUCCUUCAUCACGCAAGCAAGUACACGAAAGGAAACUUCCAGCAGUACUAAAGGAUGAGGUCGACAAAACGCAAGAGAUACCAGAUAAAGCACGAGAAACAUCUCUUCUUGACCAGAGGAUAAAAUAUAUUAUGACCACUUUACAGGGUGUUGAUGAAAGAGCAUGCGAACAAAUAAUAAAUGAUAUAUUAAUUAUGGAUGAAAAAAUCCAUUGGGAUGAUAUUGCGGGACUUAAUAACACGAAGAAUAUACUCAAAGAAACUGUUGUGUAUCCAUUUUUACGUCCAGAUCUUUUCAAAGGGUUAAGAGAACCAGUAAGAGGCAUGCUAUUAUUUGGCCCACCAGGGACUGGAAAAACUAUGAUUGCCAAAGCUGUUGCUACUGAAUCUCAUUCUACGUUUUUCAGCAUUAGUGCAUCUUCAUUAUUAUCAAAAUAUCUUGGUGAAUCAGAAAAAUUAGUUCGAGCGUUAUUCUAUAUGGCGAAACGAUUAUCUCCUUCCAUUAUUUUCCUUGAUGAAAUUGACUCUUUAUUGACGACAAGGUCAGAUAAUGAAAACGAAUCCUCUAGAAGGAUUAAAACAGAGUUAUUAAUCCAAUGGUCAUCAUUGUCAAAAGCGAUUCCCCAUUCUGAUCCCAAUGGAAAAAGUAAUAAUGUUUUACUUCUUGCCGCAACAAACCUUCCUUGGGCCAUUGAUGAAGCAGCGAGAAGGAGAUUUUCUAAGAGAUUAUAUAUUCCAUUGCCUGAUUCUGAAACUAGACUUUAUCAUCUGAAGAAAUUGAUGAGUUCACAGAAAAACAUCUUAACCGUGUCGGAUUUUAAGAUAAUCUCCAUAGCCACAGAAGGGUUUUCUGGGUCCGAUAUUACUGCCUUAGCGAAAGAAGCAGCUAUGGAACCUAUCCGUGAUUUGGGGGAUGAGUUGAUGAAUACUAAUUUUGAUACAAUUCGAGGUGUUUCUAAACAAGAUUUUGAUACUGCAUUAUCAACAAUUAAAAAGAGCGUAUCGAAGGAGUCCCUAAGUCAUUAUGAGCAUUGGGCUUUGCAAUUUGGUAGUACAGGUUCUUAG